AUCAAAACUACACUCAAUGAAACUAAAAGCAAAGGUCAUUUUGAAAAAAAAAUUGAAUAACAGCUUUUUGACCCACAGAUUUGAAGGCUUUUUACAACAGCUGAUCACAUGUGGUUGAUUGCUCUUUUGGUGCCACUGCUUCCCAGCAUCUUCAUGGUGUCCAGCCAUUAUCGUGGUAAAGUUUCUAUCCUGUGCCAUCGAGCAUUGGCCUGGGCACUGAGGUUGGUGGGAGGGGGAGCGUGUGUCAAGAGCACACACGCCUUUGUGUUCUCUAAUUGCACCCACGGCAAAGUUGACAGUGUCUUGGAGACCUUUGACCUUUAUGCUGAGACACAUCAGUCUCUCUGCAUUGGUUCACAGAUUGCUAUGCUCCCUGGUGUGUGCAAAGAAAAUAAAGCUUGUUGUUCCUGUGGAUGCUUGUGGGUGCUGGAGCUGGGAAUGCACUGUGGCUACAGCUCUGUCCAUCUGCUUUGUCUGCUGCCCCCUGGAGGCAGACUGAUGUCAGAAGAGCUGGGCCAAGUCACAGCAGAUCUUGGAGAGGAAAUCAUCCUGGUGGCUGGCUUCAAGCACUCUCAGACCUGCUGGCCUUGGAGAGAGAGGAGCUCCGCUGCCCAUCUGGAUGCACUGUGCUGUUGAAUAGAGGAAUCAAAGAGCUGAUGAUCUCAGAGGAAUCCUGGAUCUCAUCAGAGGAAGUGUCGAUUCCUACUGCAUCAAAACAGAGGAUCCAUUUAUGAUGGAGAUUUUUUUUUACCGUAAGGAAAGUACAAAGGAAGACUGCAAUGGCAAAGUUUAGCUAAGAUGUGGGUGUAUUCUUCAGUUUUGUGGACUAUAUAUAAACUAAUAGUGUUAAA
Messenger RNA from Oreochromis niloticus (Nile tilapia), 851 nucleotides. Its product is annotated as transmembrane O-methyltransferase homolog. Gene Ontology annotation, biological process: catecholamine catabolic process; developmental process; dopamine metabolic process. The transcript is spliced from 3 exons. NCBI's taxonomy places the organism in Eukaryota, Metazoa, Chordata, Actinopteri, Cichliformes, Cichlidae. Gene Ontology annotation, molecular function: catechol O-methyltransferase activity. The coding region runs from base 109 to 636 and encodes 175 amino acids. The record is from RefSeq and is a predicted model, not a curated record.